GGUACUCUAGUGUCCCAAGCUCGAUUCAACUCUUGCUUCUCAACGAGGUGCAGCGGACUCUCUGUCAGUGUUGAAAGUUAAAACGCUAGCCGUUUCUUUUCAAAAUUAAAAUUAAGAACUUAGCUGAUAAGAAAUGGAGAGCUUCAAGAAAACCAAUCUCCUACCAAUAGUUUGCAUCGUCCUCCUUCUCACAGGACAAGGUGCUGAUGCAUUUUUGGUGCCAGUAAUCGGCAGUAUCAUCGGGGUCGGUGCUGCAACGGUCGCUCUACCCGCAGCCCUCGGGGUGGCAGGAUUCACCGCAGCGGGGAUAACGGCUGGGUCGAUGGCCGCAGGAAUGAUGUCAGCAUCAGCAAUAGCAUCGGGCGGAGGAGUUGCCGCAGGAAGCGUAGUAGCGGUGUGUCAGUCAGUUGGAGCCGCUGGAUUGUCAUCAGCUGCCAUUGCGGCAGCGGGCGGCGCCGGUGCCGCAAUUGCCAAUGCUGCCGGUCCUUAAACAACCACUAUAGUAUAGGCCUACUUAUUUAAACUAAAGCAGAAUGAAAAGGAUGAGGUCCUCUUAUAGAGAUCAAUAUAUGACAACGUUAUUAUUCUAAGGACAUAUACACAUGUGUAUCAGUUAAGACAUUCUUGGGAUUAAACCCUAUACCUAAAUAGUGUUGGAAAAAUAAAUGCAGGCAUUUUUUGGCGAUAGCUCAUCAUAUGAUUCAUUAGAUCUACAUGUAUUUCAUUUUAUUUAAUACCUACAAAUAUUUUACCUACUUAAAAGAACCUCAACCUGCUAACAUGAAAUGAUUUUAAGUAAUUACAAAAUCAGCUCAUUUUAAUAGAGAUCGAUGGUCAAACCACCAUUUCAAUUAGUUCUUUCUCGUUAUGAUUUAAUGCAUAGGCUCGUUUCUUCAAUUCCAUUCCAGCUAAUCAAUAAGCAAGUUCACAAUUUAGCUCAUGAUCAUCUAAUCUCAAAUGACCUUUUUAAUUUUCACAAAGAUGAGCACUACAUCUCUUUAAGGCAAAACAUUCAAAUUCUAAGAACGGAAAACGAGACCGAGUGACAAGAAUAGCACUUGAAGGGUAAAGUUUGGAAAGCUGUUUAUUUUAUUUUAUUGUCUGCUUUUGGCACAUUUGACUAAUAGUUUGGGCUACUGUCAUAUACCAGUGAUUAUGAAGAAUUUGGGUCUUUUCACACGUGAAUCUUGAAUCAUCAUUGUAAUGUUGAUUGCUAUUAUAAUCGUGACUGUGAUUAGCGUUCGUGAUUCUGUUCAUGUUCUCGUUUGGUUUCACACGUGCUAAGUAUUCGUCAUUUAACCUUAUUUUUCACUGCAAUCAUCAUUCAAAUUACGAUUGUAUUUACCGUGUGAAGGGCGGUUUGUUACUCUUCAGCUUGGAUGUGAUUGAACAAAUAUUUUAAAAGUAAUAUAUGAAAAAUCAUGAAAACACAAUUAACAAUGUCAGUGAAUUUGAAAACCACUUUACGGUUUUUGACCUUUUACUGCUCUUGCGCAGUUUACUACCAUGAACAGGCCUAACAAAUCAAGUUCAAGAUUACAAAAUUAUUUUGGCUCACAAAUAGUUUCAAAGGUUUCUCUCAAGAAUGAUUAUUCUUUAUUCCUUCCAAACCACCCUUGAACUCAUUAGAAUAAAUUUGAAGCAGUCGGAGUAAAAUGCUCAAUUCAUUUGCUGUAUUGAGAGAUGGGGGGGGGGGGGGAGAAAGAACAUAAGGGGAAAUUCAGAUUUAGGGACGCACCAUUAGAUAUUCAAGAAUGUGGGGGGGGGGUGGAAGUCUUUCCAAAAAACACAUUGACUUGCUAUAUGAGCAAAAAAAAUUGACUCAGAGUAAAAAAACAACAACAAAACUUGGCCCACUGACAAAUCAUCUGAAGGGGGGGGGGGGGCUUGUCUCAAUGAAAUAAGGAAAAAAAAUACUCAAAGAAGAAAGGAGAGAAAAUUACAUCAACCCAAACUUCCAGCCCCUCCCCCCGUAUCUAAUGGUGCGUCCCUCUACAAUAAAUACACAAACUGCUAAAACAAACAUCACCUCACUGAGAUUCUUCCGUGUUUUUAAAUUUUAAUUUAGACCAUUUUUCUAUUAAAUGUUCCAAGUAUUACGUGUAUUAUAAAUUAUCUGCUUACCUGCAUAGAUGCAUGCGUUCAAUGUUCUGUUAUGUAUCCGAAUAAAAGAAUAGGCUACAAUAA
Molecule: messenger RNA, 2187 nt
Organism: Lytechinus pictus (painted urchin)
Lineage: Eukaryota; Metazoa; Echinodermata; Echinoidea; Temnopleuroida; Toxopneustidae
Product: interferon alpha-inducible protein 27-like protein 2A
Exons: 3
Coding region: 134-490 (118 amino acids)
Biological process (GO): apoptotic signaling pathway
Cellular component (GO): membrane; mitochondrion
Source: RefSeq, a predicted model, not a curated record